Molecule: messenger RNA, 4686 nt
Organism: Emiliania huxleyi CCMP1516
Lineage: Eukaryota; Haptophyta; Isochrysidales; Noelaerhabdaceae
Exons: 9
Coding region: 1-4686 (1561 amino acids)
Molecular function (GO): protein binding
Source: RefSeq, a predicted model, not a curated record
AUGACCGCAACAGCGCUCUGCCAGGUGGCGCUGGGCGGCGGGCCAACACCGCGGGCAUACCACAGCACGACGCGAGUGGGAUCCGCGCUCUUCGUGUUUGGAGGACAGACGUACAUGCACACGUCCGGAGGCGCAGAGUCUGUGCUCGGCGACCUUCCCAUCUUUGACUUGGUCCGCAUGGCGUGGGAGACGAGGGACUCGCGCGGCAACCCGCCCCGACCGCGGUACUGGCACACCGCGACGCUGGUGGGCGGGAGCAUCGUCAUCGCCGGUGGCUACACCGGCACACGCUCACUCAGCGACGUGCAUCUCCUCGACACGGAGGCCAUGGCGUGGUCCUCGCCACCGCUUUCGUCGCCGCUGCCGCCACUCGCCUGUCACUCCGCAACGCUGGUCGGUGGCCGGUUGUACCUCUUUGGCGGCAUGGCGGUCACCCUCGACGACGCGGGCGCGUCGUGCGUCGAGCAGCCACGGUCACGCGCUUCACGUGUCGAGUACCACGAGGACGUCCAUUCGAUCGAUUGCGGCGAGAUGUCGGAGGCUGGAACGGCGCUCCGCGGUCGGCAUGGAAACCCGUCCUCGUCCGUCUGCGCGCAAUGCCCCGAGGCGCGCGUCGUAGGCGCGCCACGCCCGCUCGACGAGGUCUCUACUCUCGACCUCGAGGGGCUCGGCACGUGGCACUCGGUGCAGGUUCCCGGCGAGGCGCCGGCUCCCGUCUAUGGCCACUCGGCCACCCUCGUCGGCUCAAAGGUGGUGGUCUUUGGCGGGUGGGAUGGCUCGUCGCCGCUCAACUCGGCGCACGUGCUGGAUACAACGCUCCUCGAGCACCGAUCCGCAGCCCGGGGCCACGCGGCCGGGCACCAAGCCUUCGAUGGCGGCCUCGCCCGCCAUCGACCCGGGAGAGUCGCUCUCUUCAAGCGUGCACGCAUUGCCGACAAGUUUUACCGCAAGUGCGAAGGGAAGCUCGAGGACCUGGGCGUGGGCGAUGCUGGCGACCUCCUCACGGUGGUCGCUGUGAAGGGCAUUGCCUCGCUCGGACUCCACGAGCUUCAGGCGGAGAAGCUCCGCCGGACUCUUCUCGGCCGACGGGGCUGGGAGGACGCAGCUGCUGUUGCGGCAUCCUUUGGCGGCCUGUCGCUGGACGACACCCCUGCUGGGGUGGCGGCUGGCGACCAGGCGGCUAGUGGCGCGGCCAGCGCGCCCGCUCUCGACGGCAUGGCCGUCGAUGGCGGCUACGCGAGCGCCGACGAGGAUGCCGGGCCUGCCUCAGGCGCGGAAACGAAUCUGCGUGUUGGUUGGGUCGCAAAAAACAAGAAAAAUUGGUUUCAAGGCACCGUCCGACGCCCAAUCGAGCGUGGACUGCCGAAGUCCAAGAAGGAGCGAGCGGCCAGCGACGGCGGCGGGCCGUACCAGCAGCUGAUCGAUGGCGAAGGCGAUAGCCCGUACCUGCCUCGGAUGACCAAGGGCCUCCUGGCGGCACUGCUGACGACAAACACUUGCUGCACAGCCUUUUUGGGCAUGAUCCUUGUUGUGCUGUACCAGCAUUCGUACGCAAGCGGUGUCGGUGAGGGCGUCAUGCACACGAUGACGGCCGAUGGGCUCACUGAGGCGGAGACUGAAGAGGGCGAGAUCGUAACGGAGGAUCACAUCGGUUUCAGCAACCCCUUCGCCCCCACCUUCUUCGACUUCGAGUGCCUGCUUGCCAACGGCACGGGCGAUCCGUGCGACGCGUACGUGGCCGAGGCCUUCGCAGACCAAAUGUUCGUUCCUCUGCGCACCGACACGCUGGCGGGGCUCUGGCUCUCCACGAUCUUCCUCUACUCGCUGGCUCAGAUUGGUGGCAUCCCGCGGCCACGGUUUGUUGACCGCAGGAUCGACUGGCCCGGGGUCGUCUUCUGGCUCUCUUGGAUGUUGACGCAGCUGUGCCAGUUCUUCGUGGUCGGCCUUUCCCUGGCUAUGCAGGUUGUCGCCUUCUUCGGCGUGCACGAGCGCACCGGGCCUUGCAUGGUCAGGGUCGACAACUUUACGCUGCUGGACGAGUACGCGACGGUCACGUUUGCGGCGCAGCCAGCGCUCCUUAGCAAGCUGCUGCUUCUUGUUGUGUACGGGUACCUACUGUCGCUCGGCGGGCUUGUGUUCAUUGGGCGCAACGUGAACGAGGUUGAGUUUAAGAUCGAGGCCAGCAAGACCAACACGAGCCUCGUGCAGCCGAUCCCGCUUGCGAGCGUGCUCUACUUCAUCUCUCGGUGGGCGCUGUACGGCAUCUGCCUGGGGACCGUCGGCGGGUGGCUUAGCUGGGUGGACACCUCAUGGGCGGCCGCGCUGGUUGCGGCAGCUGUGGGCUCGCUCACGGGAGGAUUCAGGCGAGGAAAAGACUGGCCGUCUUGCGCAACAAUCGCCAAGUGCGCCCUUGGCGUUCUCCUCGCCCUGCCGAUCCUGCCAAAUCUUGUCUACCUACCAUUGGGCGGGCUGUUCGUUGCGUUUGUCAAGCUAAGCUUUGCCGCCGGGCGGACGUCACUCGAUCUUAUUGAGUCAACAGCUACGUCGGAGUGGCGUUGCUGCCAACGGCUCGAGGCGCUGACCAAGGCCGCGGCCGCUGCCACCAAGCCGGCCAUCAGCUGGCUCGCCCCGCUCGGAAGCCUCGAGCUGUCCAGCGGCAUGUCAAUGGUGGUGCAAGGGCUGGCGUACACCGAGACCAGCCUCUCAACGCUGGCGGGUGGACUGGCUUGCGUGCUGGGCUGCCUCGCGCUCUCCCCACUGGUUGCAUACGGCACGUGGGCGGCGGAGCAAGGACGGCUCGAGCCCGAUUACGAUGUCGAGGACAGCGCGGUGGAUGCGGUGCAGGCACGGCUCUGGAUGCUGUGGCUCCUGGUGGCCACACACGGGGUGCUUUUGGCUGUGGAUAACUUCCUUAUGGAGGGCGAGCUCCUCCUCGACAGGUGCCGUGAUCGCGGCAUCUAUCUCUCGCUCACAAGUGACUCACGUCUCAAUGUGUUCCUCACCGUCUACGCCAUCCCCUUCCUCCUCGCGCUCGGCUUCGCCAUCUUCUUCACCUCGCAGGACAACUCGUACAUCGAGCGCAUCUUCCGGCACGCACAGGUUGUAUACGGCGACUCCUUUGCGUUCCUCGCCACGUUGCAGCUCGACGUGUCGGGUCUGCAGCCCUUUAUCGACAGCGUGGUGGCGGACAUGGCCGCCUUCAUGGGCGACCCCUUGGGGGAAGCGCAAAGGGUCGCCGACCGUCUGGCCGAGAUCGUAGCGGAUCCGCUGGCGCCCGUUAUGGAGGUGGUCGAGGUGCUUGCCAACAUGUCGCGCUAUCUGGAGAUCGACCCGUCCUACUUUGUUGAACACUCGGCGGCGCUCGACGUUCUGAACGUAGCCUUGGGGCUGCUCAAGCUGCUGGCCACCUACGGACGCAAGGCGUUUGCGCUCUACGAUGUGGUGCUGAGGCUAUUUCGCGGAGAGAAUGAGGAGGGAAACGAGGAGGACGACGGGGUGGUGCAGGUGCACGAGUGCGUGGCGGAUCCAAACAAGGCGCAGCUCGAGGCCGACAUCGAGCUGCUCUGCCAACGAGGUGUUUACUCGGAGGAUAAGACUUCGUGGGACUUGAAGAACGCGCAGCUUGCUGCUGGGGAUGUGGCGACAAUUGCUCUCUGGCUGAAGGACAAUAGGGUGCUGACCACCCUCAACCUCCGCUACAACGGCAUCGGCAACGAGGGCGCCGCCGCCCUCGGCGAGGCGCUGCGGGGCAACGCGGUGAUGACCGACCUUGUGCUCAUGGGCAACAACAUCGGCGACGAGGGCGCCGCUGCGCUGGCCUCCGCUCUUCGCGUCAACGGGGUCCUGACCUGCCUCGUGCUCUGGGAAAACAACAUCGGCGACGAGGGCGCCAAGGCGCUAGCAGUCGCUCUUCGCGUCAACGAGGUGCUGACCAAGCUGUACCUCGACGGCCACGAGCUUGACCUGCCAAAGCUGCGCGGCACCGACCCGGUGACAUCCCUCCACCUCUCGCGCAAAAGCCUCGGCUCCGCCUCGGCCAUCGUGAUUGCGUCGCUGAUUGCCGGCAACGCGGUGCUGACCAACCUCAAUCUCAAAGGCAACCAGCUGUGCGGCAUCGACACCUAUUGUGAGGGUACCUACUCGGCCGCCGGUAUCACAGCGCUUGCGGAGGCCCUCAAAUUCAAUGGGGUGCUGACCAAGCUCGACCUCGCCAGCAACAGCAUCGGCGCCGACGGCGCCGAGGCGCUGGCCUCAGCUCUGCGCGUCAACGGGGUGCUGACCGAUUUGCGCCUCAACAACAACAAUAUCCGCGACGAGGGCGCGAAGGCGAUCGCCGAGGCGCUGCGCGGCAACGAAGUGCUGACCGACCUGAACCUGUCGGGCAACAACAUCGGCGGCGGGACCGGCUGGAUCAAGGCGAGCGAGGUCGAGGGCGAGUCGAAAGAGGUCGGGUCUAAGGUGAUUUACCAGGGGCGCGAGAUGGUCGUGAGCGUGGGGGUGGACUCCGACGGCGAGCUGAAGCUGGUCGAUGUAGUGCAGACGGGCGUACUUGCGAUCGCCAAGGCCCUCGAAGUCAACGAGGUGCUGAAAAGCAUCGACCUCAGCGACAACAACUUGGGCGAUGAGGGGGAGAAAGCGAUUCAUGAUGCGGUGAGGGGGCGGGAAGGGUUCGAGCUCGAGAUGUGA